UAACUCUUUUCAACAAAUUACGUGAAUUUCGUGACAAGGAUAACGAUGAUAAGCGCAAAUUUACAGCAGAGGGUUAGUUAGAGUGCCCACGAAGCUGGAUUCCAGAGCCCUACUGGAACCCCACUGUAGAACCGUAUUGAAAAAGAAGGAGAAGAAAUACCGGCGAAAUCGUGUGUUUUUUAAAGUAAAUUUCAAGUAGAAAUUCUGCAAAUUUUAAACUUAAAAGCCGUAAAUUAGCAAUCGCAGGAUGGCAACGGCAUCCUCCGGCCUCCAGUAUGAUGCGGCCAUCGGCGGUACGGUCGAGCUGCCGAGCGAAAUCGAUAUGGUACGGUUCGCGGAAGAGCGCCGUGAUGAGGUGUGCCUGAUGAUCCGCAAAAUGGCCAGCAACGAGCACCAGCGGAAACUGAUGCACCAAUCCCUCCCGCUGCACAUGCGACGCCGUGCCAUGUCGUACAAUCCGAAGCGAUUGCCCCGCAAGUUCCGCGCCGUACACGUGGCCCAGUUCAGCAAGAGUGGCGUCUCGGAAAAGAAGAAACGACCGUCACGCCGGUUCCGCCGUAAACCGCACAAUCUGCUCAAGGAGUACGAACGACGGAAGCGAGCGUUCGUGUGGCUCGAAACACACGUUUGGCAUGCCCGCCGGUUCCACAUGGUAUCUCGCUGGGGCUACAAAAUACCACAAACGCCCUGCAACAAGGGCUACCGGGCAGCCUAUCGGGCCACCUCAAAACACGCCCUGCUGCACGAUCUAUCCUAUGAGGGCUGCGUAGAGGUACGCGGUCCCGAGAGCACCUUACACGAUGGCUUCCGGCGAAUGUGCAGCGAACGGGUGGGACUUACGAUGGCAGCGAAAGCGUACGGAGCGGGGACACGCGCCGGGUACGUUUGGCUGUUCGAGGACGGCCAGUACCCGUACGGUUGUCUCGGUAGAGUACGGUUCGUGUGGCGUGCCACCGAUGAGCAACAGCACCGCACAGUCUGGAUCUUUGCUCAUCCUAGCUUUUACCGGAGGCUAGUCGAGCAGCUUGUGACCAUCUUUGGACUGAAGAACGCCCUUCGUGAAACAGCGAAUACGCUUGAAGACAUAACUCGCAAUCCGCCAGAUAUACGAUGUCCACGGUACAGCAAUGGAGUGGUGGAAGUGAUUGAACUCAAGAAUACCCUCAAUCGGUUCCAUCUGACGGGCCCACUGGCACAGGCCACUCUUGCCAAAGCGUUAAAAUUGUAUCAGGCGCCGGAACAGACGGCAUCAUCACCGCAACACUGGUUCACGGAUUACCCGACACCAAAGUCGCUCCGAAAAAUCCUCAAGCAUCAGGCAGCCUACUGGGAUGCCGUCAAGGAUCUCACCUCACCGGGUGAGCUGUCUCCCGGUGAGGUGAUCGGUCUAGUGAUCGAAGAUCCCCGUCUAAAUCGACCUCAGCGACGCACGAAAGCGUUGCCUUCGCGGAAUCAAGCACGGUACGCUGCGCUGGCCAACGAUGAUGGUCUACUCGCGCCCACCACCAGCACAUGCUUCUCACCGCUAUGGGACGAAACAAUUCGGAACCGAAUCACAGAGGAGGGAAAAUCUACGCACGAACUAAACGUCAUUCGAAGCCGUGAAGCACUCGUUCCGGGGGAACGGUGCGCCUCCGAAGCGUACCUACAACCGGUACCAAUUCUUCUCCUGCAGACACCGGGCUCCCAGGAUGCGGCCUAUAAACGGCUUGGCUAUGGAUCGGGCUGGGAUGUGAUCGUGCCCGCCGGUUACGGCCUACCGCUCUGGCACUCACUGACACGCUGGGGUGCGAAAGCGGCCGGUCAGAAAGAGCUAGAAAUGAUUGCCAUCGAGUCGGGUUGCGAUCGGUCCGGUGUGCCCGAUACGGUUCUUGGGUGUACCGAAUCCGCUACCUCAUAUCAGGAUGCAGUGGCCCGAUACUUUCGUCGGCCAAACAACCGGCGAGUGAACUAUACAAAGCUGGCCAUCGCUUCACCAUUCCGGUGCCCCUGGCAGCAACUCGUACAGGAGUGGAAUCGAAGCAAGGAUACGAUGGCGAGUGACCACCAAAACGAUCGGUUCUUCGUGCUACGCGAUCGAGAUGCUUUGGCCAAACUGCGGUUAGCGCUCGAGCGUAAGUUCAAUCUUCGUUCAAUCAAUCUGCCAUCGGAUGCCCUGGUACCCCUGCUACUGACCAUGAAAACCCGUGGCAAUCCGGGAGAAAAUGCUCUCAUCUGUCUACCGAAACGUGAGGACUUUCGUGCCAACCGAGUGGCCCGUUUGGGCGAUGAACACGGUCCAGUGUACACGGAACCACUACGAAAGGAUCCACACGAACAGGAGCGCAAAGUGUUACGAGCGGGCCACCUACGAAUGUUGAAACGCUUGCGACGGCAACGGGUUCGCGAGAAGAAACGGCGUCAGCGAGCUAACCCCGGUCGGUUGGUGAAAAUUGCGGCCGCUAACAAUGCCGUACGUGUGCGGGAACAGCUGGACCGAAUGGCCGAACUGUGGCUACCGGGUAAACCGGCCAACGGGAUACGGAACCAGUGUAGCCGCGAGUGCUUCGGUUAUGUGACGCAAUGUUGUUUCACGCUGACCGAGGGUAAUGUUACCGGCAUUGGAUACGUGACUGUGAAGGGGCUCGAGAAACUCUUCAAGGUGUGUAACAAAGGCACGUUCAAGGUGCUGCUCCGGGGUACCAAGUCCAGGGGCUAUCGGUUCGCCACCAUCCGGCUGGGUGGUGAAGCUUGAUCAAUCGAUCCCGGUGGGGAGGUGGUGCGGUUCCUUACUCCGCGCAAUAUGUACAGAAUUACUGUUCGAAA
This is a messenger RNA of Anopheles darlingi, 2805 nucleotides long. RefSeq names its product ribonucleases P/MRP protein subunit POP1 (gene Pop1). NCBI's taxonomy places the organism in Eukaryota, Metazoa, Arthropoda, Insecta, Diptera, Culicidae. Gene Ontology annotation, cellular component: ribonuclease MRP complex; nucleolar ribonuclease P complex. The transcript has a single exon. The coding region runs from base 248 to 2734 and encodes 828 amino acids. Gene Ontology annotation, biological process: tRNA 5'-leader removal. The record is from RefSeq and is a predicted model, not a curated record.